AGAAGCUAUUCUCGGCAAAGACGAUGCUACGUUAAUGAAAGAGGCUGUACAAUCUGGUAGAAGGGAUUGAUAAUGCCAAAAAUAUUCAAAAUAUGGGACUUUGGCCUGUUUUGAUACAACUGUUAAGUGAUGAUGAACAACAAGUUCGUACAGGAGUUGCUUGGGUAUGUGGUACUGCUCUUCAAAAUAAUCCUGAUGCUCAAAAAGCUUUCCUUGAACAAAAAGGCUUGACUCCUUUGAUAAAACUCUUAUCAUCCGAUCAAAAGACAGAACGUGCCAAGGCACAAUAUGCUAUAUCUGGUCUUCUCAAACAUUGUCCUACAGCAGUGGAAGAAUUCAAAUCUAUGAAUGGAUUUCAAAUCAUGGCAAACAUUUUGAAAAACAGUGCGGACGAUACACCAACGGUUAGAAAAGUUAUCUUUUUAUAUAAUACAUUAAUGAUAGAAAACCCAUCACUUGCUGAGGAACUAGUCAAGGACGGAAUGGUGAAGGUUUUGGAUGAUGUUAUUGUGAAAUACACUAUUGAAGAUGACGAAGAUCUUGUAGAAAAAGCAUUACGUACUUUACAUACAUUGGCUGAACAUCAAUCAUUCUCAAUAGUCAAUGAUGACAUGCGGGCUCAUAUCAAAAGUGCCAAAGAAAAAUUUGGAGCUGACAAUUUGAAUCUUGACAAAAAGGAAUGGGACGAUUUGCUUUCAACAAUCUCAUAAAAUAUCAUAUGACUGCAUAUAGAUAUAAAUAUAUAUAUAAACCAUCAUCAUCAUUAUUUUAUCUCAUUUUAAUAAUA
Halteromyces radiatus is the source of this 787-nucleotide messenger RNA. RefSeq names its product armadillo-type protein. The record is from RefSeq and is a predicted model, not a curated record. The coding region runs from base 93 to 710 and encodes 205 amino acids. Lineage: Eukaryota; Fungi; Mucoromycota; Mucoromycetes; Mucorales; Cunninghamellaceae. The transcript has 5 exons.